CACAAACAUCAUGGCCAAGAAAACAAUUUGGGCGAAGAAUAUCUAGUGUCUACCUUCAUUAACACAAGAUCUCAUUGAUGACUGGGCAAACAACACGGCCAAAAUUCCUCGCUCAAAGCAGACAAAAGGAUAUAGUAACUUCGUCGAGGGAUACAUUCACGAUGUCGAAGGUCAAGUUCUCGAUGGAUUCUCCUUGUAUGGUCUUAUCAUCUCAAUGUGACUGUAAAGCUGGGAAUGGUCAUUGCAGCCAUUGUGUUGGACUGUUAUACCUAUUAUAUAAUUUCCAAAAGCUUGGUCUGAAAGCUGUUCCACCCAUUCAGAGCAAGACAUCCCUGCCUCAGCACUGGAACAUUCCACAGAGGACUGAAGGGUUAGCCCCAAAACAAGUUGACAACAUUGAAGUAUAUAAAGUGAAGCCGAAGACAAGUCAACCUAAGAGGAAAAAAAAAUAAUUGAAGGCAUUCUUC
Molecule: messenger RNA, 467 nt
Organism: Ostrea edulis (European flat oyster)
Lineage: Eukaryota; Metazoa; Mollusca; Bivalvia; Ostreida; Ostreidae
Exons: 3
Coding region: 78-452 (124 amino acids)
Molecular function (GO): zinc ion binding
Source: RefSeq, a predicted model, not a curated record